CGGCAUUCGUCUGCCGAGCCCGUACGCCACUGUUGCGCGUUCUCAUCUCUCUUCGAGCUUCGCACGCCGCUCCGCGCGUAAUCAAAAACUUUUUAUGAUAUAAUAUUCCGGCGCAACACACAAUAAUAAUAUAAUACGAUAUUAAUACCGUUAAUCGCGUACCAUUUUUAUACCGGCGCAACCGUAGUUGUCCGACGGUCUGCCGUCCUAUACGUGUAGAUCCGCGGGGGAAUGCCGUCGUUCGGACGCCGGAACCGCAGAGAGCGUACGCCAGCGGAACAACUGAGACACUUGUUGCAGCGCUUCCUGGACCUGUACAACCGCGCGUCGGCAGCGUAUCACCGGAUGCGAGCGGGGCCCGUACAUCCGGAGCGGGACAUCUUAGAGCGGCUGCAUUACUCGUCUUGGCUGUCCCCGGUCACCCGGGAGAGGCGCAUGAGAAAUCGCCGGACGAAGGAAUAGAAACGAUCGGUCGGCCGAUUCGGGCUGACCAGCGCCGCCGCCGAGAAGCAGGGGCAACGCGACAGUCGGACGCGUGACAAAACCGACGAGCGGCCGGAGACGACCACGACAGACGACAGCGAGGGCGACAGGACCGGCGACGAGACGAACGGAGCCAAAGAAAAGGACAAAAAGGACUACGACGCCGACAGCGAUACCGACGACGACAGCGACGACGAUAGCGACGAUUACUGGGAGAUACGAGUCUAAGACUACGGUCAUCAUGAAAUUGACGUGUUUGUUGUGUCGCGUCCGCGAAAUUUUAGUGGUCUACGUCAGAAUUCCCAACACGUCGUUCAACUUGCUCGUCUCUAUUAUUCAAAGAGAUCAUGUUAUAUAUGCGCUCUCACAUAGCGUUUUGCACCUUUUGAUGCGUCAAUUCAGCACUCGUGCAGCAUGCCUCAGCCGUAGAAGCAGGAGGACGAUCCCAAAAAAUAAGACACUGCCACUUCGAUUGAUCCGCCGCAACCGCUUUAUUAAAGUUAGUUAUUUCAUGGACUACCUGCGCUAUAAUAUUGAUGUAUUAUACAAACAAAUGUUUGUGCGAUAUACGUACACCAAGUUGCGUUCACGUGGCCGGCUCGUUAAAAAUCGUAAGCUAUUUGCACUUUUCUACUUUUUCAAAUAAAAUACCACUGACGAUGAUCCGUUCUCAGGGGGUACUACCCCCUAGGAAAUACAAAAUAUAUUUAAACAAGAAAAAAAAAAAACUUUAAUCAUGUACCCCAUAUAUACAUUUUACAUUUAAUAAUUAUAUAAUCAUAUUUAUAUUAUCAUUGCUUUAAUAUCGUAUUUCUGCUUUUAGUCAUGCUUUGAGAAUACUAAAGGUACUUAAUACUUAUAAAUUAUAACAUAGGACAUUAGUCAAAAUUUAGAUAGCUUCGCGUAGU
Myzus persicae (green peach aphid) is the source of this 1391-nucleotide messenger RNA. RefSeq lists its product as uncharacterized. The transcript has 2 exons. NCBI's taxonomy places the organism in Eukaryota, Metazoa, Arthropoda, Insecta, Hemiptera, Aphididae. Bases 725 to 1129 code for a protein of 134 amino acids. The record is from RefSeq and is a predicted model, not a curated record.